AUGUUCAUCCUCAACUGGUUUUGGGACAUUCUCGCCCAGCUUGGUCUGGCGCACAAGAAUGCCAAGAUUCUCUUCCUUGGUCUCGACAACGCCGGUAAGACCACGCUUUUGCACAUGCUCAAGAACGACCGUCUGGCCACAUUGCAGCCCACUCUUCACCCAACCUCGGAAGAGCUUGCGAUCGGCCAAGUCAAGUUCACCACAUACGAUCUCGGUGGACACCAGCAAGCGCGCCGCCUUUGGAAGGACUACUUCCCUGAGGUCGACGGCAUCGUCUUCCUUGUCGAUACUCAAGAUCACGAGCGUUUCGCCGAGGCUCGCGCAGAGCUCGACGCGCUGCUUGCCAUCGAGGAGCUCUCCAAGGUGCCCUUCCUGAUCCUCGGCAACAAGAUCGACGCCCCGGGCGCCGUGAGCGAGGAGGAGCUGCGCCAGGCUGUCGGGCUCUACCAGACCACGGGCAAGGGCAAGGUGCCGCUCAAGGACAUCAGGCCUAUCGAGAUCUUCAUGUGCUCCGUCGUCAUGCGCCAGGGUUACGGUGAGGGUUUCCGAUGGAUCUCGCAGUACAUUUAA
Kalmanozyma brasiliensis GHG001 is the source of this 570-nucleotide messenger RNA. RefSeq names its product Small GTPase superfamily, ARF/SAR type. Gene Ontology annotation, molecular function: GTP binding; GTPase activity. Gene Ontology annotation, cellular component: COPII vesicle coat; endoplasmic reticulum exit site. Gene Ontology annotation, biological process: membrane organization; intracellular protein transport; endoplasmic reticulum to Golgi vesicle-mediated transport. NCBI's taxonomy places the organism in Eukaryota, Fungi, Basidiomycota, Ustilaginomycetes, Ustilaginales. The record is from RefSeq and is a predicted model, not a curated record. The transcript has 5 exons. The coding region runs from base 1 to 570 and encodes 189 amino acids.